AUGUCAUGGACAAGAUGCAGUAUCAAUGGCAACAAAGUGAUGCCUGUCAGAUGCGCACACUCAUCGGUAUUCAUCAGUAAAAAGAAUAGCAUAUAUCUAUUUGGUGGUUGGGAUGGAUCUCGUGUUUUAGAUGAUCUUAUUAGAUUCAAUUUAGAGACAUCUUCAUGGGAUUUCCCAUUACCGAUCACAGGUAAAAUACCAUGGAAAAGAGCAGGUCACAGUGGUACACCACUUCCAAAUUCAAAUAGUUUUCUGAUUUUCGGUGGUUCUGAUGGUGAGCACUACACUUCUGAAGUUUUCAUUUUUGACUGUGAUAGGAUGCAAUGGAAUGAAAUCAAUACAACUGGAACAAUACCACAACCUCGAUCUAGACACUCUGCAUCACUGGUAAACAAUAAGAUUUAUAUAUAUGGUGGAAGCGAUGGUAGUAGAUCAUUCAACUCACUCUACGUAUUGGAUUUAAGCACAAUGCGAUGGUCAAUACCGAAUUGUAAUGGCGAUAUACCACCUGCUACAUGGGGACACUCUUCCAUUCUCUAUGGAAAUAAACUUUACUUUUUCGGUGGAUCCGAUAGUGAUUCAAUGUCAAUGUCAUCAAUGUUGAAUAUUUUAGAUCUAUCUAAUCAUGAAUGGAAAGUAAAUGUAAAGGUUGCUUCAGAUGCUUCUAAUGCGCCGCCACUUGGCAGAGCAGGUCAUUCUUUUACAUUGGUCAAGGAUAAUAUUGUGUUGUUUGGUGGUGCAUCUGAUAACGAUAAGAUUCUCAAUGACACUUUUGUUUUGGACCUGUCAUCGGAUAGUUUGGUGUGGAAGAAGUUCCUUGGAGAGCAUACACCAACCAACAGAUGUGCUCAUACAUCUGAAAUUGUAAAUAAUAAGAUAUAUAUUUUUGGUGGUAGCGAUAGUAAACAGUAUUUCAAAGACAUAGCCAUACUCGAUGUAGACAAAGUAAUGGCCAAGAUUCAACAGCAACCAAAGAAACGUAUAAGAUUAAGACCUUUUAAAACACCAAUAGAUAAUAAUAAUAAUAAUAAUAAUAAUAAUAAUAAUAAUAAUAAUCAAAAUGAUAAUCAAUCGAAUCCACCAAAUAUCAUUGUAACAUUGAAUACAAACACUCAAACAAUUCAACCACAACCAAUUAAAGCACAACCAAACGGUAACCAAGCGAAACCACCUGUAAAUAAUAUUCCACCUCCACAACCACUACCAUCAAGAUUGAAAAAAGCAGCAACACCAACACCUACUGCCAUUGCAAUGAAAGAUUCAACUCAACAAAAACAAAAAGAUUUAAUAGAAUGGCUUAAUAGAUUAAAUCUAAGUAAAUAUGAAAAUCAUUUUUUAAAGAAUGGAAUGACUAUCGAUGUAUUGGACUACCUGACGGAACAACAUUUGGUUGAAGAUCUAAAGAUUCCUACGUUGGGUGCAAGACUAAAGAUAUUGAAUAGUAUACAACUCGAGAAAUCAAAGAAUCAAACAACCAAGAAGGUGAAGGAUGACAAAGAGACAUUGAAAGAAACGAUCGACAGUUUGAAACAGGUUGCCGAUGCACUCGCUGCUUCCGUGCAAACACUGAGCAUGAGAGAAUCACAUUCAAACAAUAUCGGUGGUCAUGUCAGUCCGAGUAUCAUUGGUAUGAACGGUAGAUCAAGAAGAGGCUCCAACGCAUUCGAACAUCCAAUAAAAUAA
Messenger RNA from Heterostelium album PN500, 1683 nucleotides. RefSeq lists its product as uncharacterized. Gene Ontology annotation, molecular function: protein binding. The coding region runs from base 1 to 1683 and encodes 560 amino acids. The transcript is spliced from 5 exons. Lineage: Eukaryota; Evosea; Eumycetozoa; Acytosteliales; Acytosteliaceae. The record is from RefSeq and is a predicted model, not a curated record.